Molecule: messenger RNA, 867 nt
Organism: Stereum hirsutum FP-91666 SS1
Lineage: Eukaryota; Fungi; Basidiomycota; Agaricomycetes; Russulales; Stereaceae
Exons: 4
Coding region: 1-867 (288 amino acids)
Source: RefSeq, a predicted model, not a curated record
AUGAGUGACUCUAGAAUUGAAGAUGACUCCGAGUCUGCACCUACUAGCUGCAUCCAUCAAAUCUAUAGCUGGUUCAAGAUCGCUCUGAAGUUUGGUGGUAUAGCGACCGAGGCCUUUCCCGUGGCAAAGGCACCGGUUUUGGCGCUCAUCGAGAUUCUGAAGAUUGUGGAUGAAACCGCGGAAAACAAGGAGAAACAUGCAGAUAUCAACCAAAGGCUCUUACGCCUCGAAAUCCAGUUCAACAAACCUAUUCCGGGAGACGAUCGAUGCGAGGAGGAACGAAGAGGGCAAGUGCAAAGGCAAGCUAACAAUACCGUCCCAAUCCACAGUAGCAAUCUAACCUCCAAUAACAAUGCCCGCCUCGAGGACUGCGUGAAUCAGAUUAGGGUCGCCAUUGCAGACUAUCAGCUAGGGUUGCAGCAGCAAGACCAUGUGUACUUGAAGGUGAACACAACGAUUCCAUAUCCACAAGCUAACUUUGUAACCGAACAAAUCUUCCUUUGCCAGGAGCUGGCGGACGCUCAACGACUUGACAAACUUCCGUACAGCAGUCUGGCGAUGUUCGAGAAGGCGAUCGAGAGCCGGACGAAGUGCUUUGGAGACACCCGUGCAGAGGUACUCGGAAAGCUGAAACUCUGGAUCAGUGAUCCAGAAGACCACCGCAUCUUCUGGUUAAACGGGAUGGCUGGCACGGGCAAGACAACCAUCUCAAUUAGCCUAGCGGACUACACACGCGAUAAGGGAUUGUUUCGUGCUGGCUUUUUCUGCUCUCGCGAUUUCGACGAGACCCGAGAUAUCAAGCGCAUAUUCCCCUCUAUCGCCUACCAGCUUCCGAAGUCAAAUGUCUCUUCAAGUGAUGCAGUAUGA